UCAUAAAAUGGCAAGAUGACGAAACUUCUUGAAUUGAUAAAUGAAAUAAGCGACUUUCAUAUGCGGUUCUCAUAACUGGAGUGAAUGAUGAAAUAUCCAGUCUUUUGGUGUCUUAUUUGGAUAAGUGGCUUCUCAGAAGUGCUAUCUGUUCCUUACAGUAUUUCCUCCUUUGCUCAAUUAGUGGACCACUAUGGCCUAGUUUUCAACAAAACCAGCCAAUCAGAUGCCUUCUUCAAUCAGAGACACAUAGUCAUAGACACUUGGUGUCCAUUGACACUACCAAACAGCGCUGAAAAGGAGGGAGGAGAGAAAAAUGGAAAAGGAGGUGUGGAGCUCGAUCCUAGGAACCACACUAUUUUUGUCUACGCAGGCGGAAAGGGAAAUCUGGAAGACAAUUUUGACAAAUCUGGGUUUGUUUUGGAACUAGCCAAGCAUUAUGGGGCACUGGCGAUUUUCAUCGAGCACCGAUUCUACGGCGAAUCUCAGCCAUUCAACGGAUCCCGACUUACUCCAAAACACAGACAGUUUCUAACAGUGGACCAAGCAGCGGCAGACUACAUGAGGAUCAUCUACUACUACAAGAUAGUCGCACAAAUGAGCGACGCUAAGGUGAUAACAUUUGGAAGUUUCUACGGUGGUUCUUUGGCGGCCUACUUGAGGUUCAAAUACCCCAAUGAAAUCAGUGGCAGUCUGGCCUCUGGGGCGACUGUGCGAAUGGCAGACGAGUUCCAGGCUAGGACUCAGUUCUGGAAGAGAGUAACUCAGUCAUAUCAACAGAUUCCAGGGAUUGGACCCAAAGUUGUUCAGAAAAUCAGAAGUGCCUUCGACGGAUUGAAUGAACUAACAUACUUCGGAUCACUGGGAUAUGAAGUAAUCUCGAACCAAUUCAACCUCUGCGACCGACUCAAUAAAAAGAACUACAAAACUUUUCUCUUCACUGUCAGAAAUGUUUUUGCUAAGCUUGCUAUAAAUAACAACCCUUAUGCUGUCGGAAUGUACCCCGCAAACCCAGUUCAGUUUGCUUCUAGUAUUAUGUACUACACUGACAGAGAUAUUCAGGCUCUGGUGGAUUUGACCUUUUGGUUCUAUCAGCAGAGCAAGUUGACCUGCUUUGACCCCUCAAAAUACUUCAGGCUCUGUCCAGAUCCCAGUGGAUGUGAAAUGAAUGAAAAUGGAAAUGUAUGGGCUUUUCAGACAUGCUGGGAGCUACAGCAAGUAAUUGGGAGCUCCAUCGGCAAUUCAAUGUUCCCAAACUUGGAAUGGACAACAAAAGAGCUAUUCAGCUUCUGCAAAAAAGAAUUCGAAGAGUUUUCAGGCCAGGAGAGGUAUCAAUGGUUCAAGAUAAACUACUGGGGAUCAAAAAUAUCCUCUGCCUCGAACAUCAUCUGGACCAACGGACAGCUGGAUCCUUGGUUCGGAACCGGAAUAAUCACCACCAAUUCAACUCCAUACUUGAACACUUUGAGUGCCAUUCCAGGAGCUUCACAAGGAUUGGACCUCAGGGGUCCAGUUAAUGGAGACGGCAUGGCCAAAUAUAGGCAGAUGGAACUGGAACUGAUUGGACAAAUACUGACAGGCACAUUUCCGUCUUCAUAAAGGAAUCGAGAUAUGUACAACUAAGAAAUUAAAGAUUUUAAAUGAGUAAUUUCAUGCUUACCGAA
This is a messenger RNA of Symsagittifera roscoffensis, 1661 nucleotides long. RefSeq names its product dipeptidyl peptidase 2-like. Bases 85 to 1596 code for a protein of 503 amino acids. NCBI's taxonomy places the organism in Eukaryota, Metazoa, Xenacoelomorpha, Acoela, Convolutidae. Gene Ontology annotation, biological process: proteolysis. The transcript has 6 exons. Gene Ontology annotation, molecular function: serine-type exopeptidase activity; dipeptidyl-peptidase activity. The record is from RefSeq and is a predicted model, not a curated record.